AUGGCCAAGGGGAACAAGGGCAAGCAACAGCAGCAGCAGGCCAAUGGGUCUGCGACUGGAGCUGGAGCUGCCAAAUCACCGUCCACCAACGGCCACCACAGCAAGGCCUCAGCGUCACUGCUCGUCACCACCUCUGACGAUGAGCACACCGAGUCGGCCGACUACGAUGAGAUCUCCAGCAGCAACAGUGCUACCCAAAAUCAGGCCCCCGAUGAUGAUAUUGACCACGAGAAGGUGGAGGCCUUUCGGCGAAUCGCCUCCGCCGAGGAGAUUGAGGAAAUGAGCGAUGAACUGCUGGAGAACCACGUCGACCUGGCCAGCCUCAGUCCGGAGCGCCGCGCCAAGGUGGAGGAGGAGCUGAAGAAGGAGCUGGCCAAGACUGAGGAGGAGAUUCAGACGCUUCGCCAGGUGCUGAACGCCAAGGUGAAGCACUCGCACGAGCUGAAGCGCAAGCUGGGCAUCACCGUGUGGAAGGAGUUUCGCGAGGACAUGGAGCAGAACAUUCGCAACAUCCAGGAGACGUCCACGUACCAGAAGACCACCGACGUGGUGAAGGCCGCCUCGGAGAAGACCACCUCGAUGAUCGGCACCUUCGGCGGCUCGGUGGCGCGCAAGCUGGGCGAGGUGAAGAACUCCAACGCCUUCAAGUCCUUUGAGGAGCGCGUCGGCUACGCGGUCACCAAUGUCAAGAGCAAAAUCUCCUCGCGCAGCAACAGCACCACCAACUUUGACGACGCCCUGCGCAACUCGGAGUCGAUGGCCGGCAAUGGCAGCGGCGGCGGCUUCUCCUCGACGACGCCCAUCACCUCGCCGACCAUUCCGGAGGACAAGCCGCUGGCGUAA
This is a messenger RNA of Rhagoletis zephyria (snowberry fruit fly), 843 nucleotides long. The record is from RefSeq and is a predicted model, not a curated record. Lineage: Eukaryota; Metazoa; Arthropoda; Insecta; Diptera; Tephritidae.